Jaculus jaculus (lesser Egyptian jerboa) is the source of this 4709-nucleotide messenger RNA. RefSeq names its product A-kinase anchoring protein 5 (gene Akap5). The coding region runs from base 417 to 2516 and encodes 699 amino acids. The transcript has 2 exons. NCBI's taxonomy places the organism in Eukaryota, Metazoa, Chordata, Mammalia, Rodentia, Dipodidae. The record is from RefSeq and is a predicted model, not a curated record. Gene Ontology annotation, biological process: positive regulation of adenylate cyclase activity. Gene Ontology annotation, molecular function: beta-2 adrenergic receptor binding; protein kinase A regulatory subunit binding; glutamate receptor binding. Gene Ontology annotation, cellular component: excitatory synapse; dendrite membrane; dendritic spine.
CACGCCGUUCUUUGAGCGAGUGCCCUUUACGUGUAUGCAGACCCGCAGCACGCGCGCCGCGACUGCACCCUCGAGGCGGGGAGGCUUAGAAGGGGCGAGUGCCCUUUGCGCUGCUGGAGACUGGAAUGGAGGGAAGCAUCCUUUCUCCGCCCCCUGCUUAAUUGAGGGGGACCAGGUUGAUUUUAAAACAAAGGACAAUUUUAUGCCACAAAGAGUUUUCAUGAGGAAAUUAAAGUGAGAAAUUAUAAACGUUGGAGCCGUGAGGCACAUAUAUUCUGGAGAAGCCUCCAAAAUCACUGUGUGGAGUAAGAUGAGAGCAAGGAGGACACCUGGAAGAAAUUUUACUUACUGUGAUAUCUUUAUCCAUCUUCUUGUCACAAAAGGCUGCUGAAGAAAGAAGAUAGUUUUUCCAGAGAAUGAAAGAGUGUAGUGUAAAAAUGGAACCUGCAGUUUCUGAGAUUCAAGUUGACAGUAAGGAUGAGAAGAGGCGAGCGGAAGCGAGUCCCCCGAAAGAGAAACAGGAAGGAAAAACAUCCAGGCUUUGCUUCAAGAGAAGAAAGAAGGUAGCCCAGGCGCAGAAGCUCAAGGCCAGCUCGGAGGCUGCGGAGGUGGCGGGGAAACGGCCCCCAGAUGCAGCAGCUCCUGAUCAGCCACAGCGCCCAGGGGGGACCUGGGCGUCCAUCAAGCAUCUUGUGACACGCAGGAAAAGGUCAGCUUCGUCAAAGACGCAGAAAUCAUUGGAGACUGAAGUACAAGCAGACACAGAGGCUAAGGAUGUGGAUAUUUCUAAGAAAAAGGCAAAAUCCAGACUUAGGAUUCCCUGCAUAAGAUUCUCAAGGGGGGCAAGAAGGAGUCACCAUUCCAAAAUUACAGAUGAUUCAGACAGCAACAUCCAAGUCCAGGCAGAGGCUGAAGGUUUGGAGAUACAAACUCAGACCCAGCCCAAUGAGCAGGCAAUAAAGGCCAAGCUGACCCCAAACAUAGGUGAAGGUGCCUCGCAGAAGGAUGGGGAGGUGGUCUGUGAAUCACUUGCUAGCAACAGUGUAACAUCUGGUGAGAAUGUGAUUUCAGUAGAACUUGGACUACAAAACAAGUGUGCUAUUCAGACAGGAGCUGUGGCCCUUGAAAAGGAAACUGAAGAGACUGAGGAAAAACAAACUAUUCAACCCCAGCCAGCAAGUCCCAUUAAAAGCCCAGAAACAGACAACCAGCGCCCAGAAGCUUUGGAUGUUCUGUCUACCCCUGCAAUUUCAGACCAGCACAGUGUGGUGGAAGAAUCCAGCAAGACUGUCCUAGAAAGUGGACCAGAUUGCAAAGAAGUUGAGAAUAGGGCCAGUGCAGCUGAAGAGGAUAAACCAGAAGAAACUGAACUGAAUCAAACAGAGAAAAUUGAACUGAAACAAGCAGAAGACAUUGAACUGAACCAGGCAGAAGAAAUUGAAUUGAAACAACCAGAAGACAUUGAACUGAAACAAGCAGAAGAAAUUGAAUUGAAACAACCAGAAGACAAUGGACUGAACCAGCAAGAAGAAAUUGAACUGAAACAAGCAGAAGAGAUUGGGCUGAAACAGGCAGAAGAAACUGAACCGAAACAAGCAGAAGAAAUUGAACUGAACCAGGCAGAAGAAAUUGAAGUGAAACAAGUAGAAGACAUUGAACUGAAACAAGCAGAAGAAAUUGAACUGAACCAGGCAGAAGAAAUUGAAGUGAAACAAGCAGAAGACAUUGAACUGAAACAAGCAGAAGAAACUGAACUGAACCAGGCAGAAAAAAUUGAACUGAAUCAAGCAGAAGAAAUUGAACUGAACCAGCCAGAAGAAAUUGAACUGAACCAGCCAGAAGAAAUUGAGGUGAAACAAGCAGAAGGUAUGGAACUGAAACAAGCAGAAGAAAUUGAGGUGAAACAAGCAGAAGGUAUGGAACUGAAACAAGCAGAAGAAAUGGAGGUGAAACAAACAGAAGAUAUGGAACUGAAACAAGCAGAAGAAAUGGAGGUGAAACAAACAGAAGAUAUGGAACUGAAACAAGCAGAAGAAAUUGAGGUGAAACAAACAGAAGAUAUGGAACUGAAACAAGCAGAAGCAACUGAACUGAACCAGGCAGAAAAAAUUGAACUGAAUCAAGCAGAAGACAUUGAAAUGAACCAGGCAGAAGAAACUGAAUUAAGCCAGACAACAGAUUUAAAAGAAAGUGGAAUCAAUGCAGAGAAACCCAAGUCAGAAGAAUGUAGAAGAAUGGAGCCAAUUGCUAUUAUCAUUACAGACACUGAAAUCAGUGAAUUUGAUGUUAAGAAAUCUAAAAAUGUCCCUAAGCAAUUCUUUAUUUCAAUGGAAAAUGAGCAAGUAGGGGUUUUUGCUAAUGAUAGUGAUUUUGAGGGGAGAACUUCAGAACAAUAUGAAACACUCUUAAUAGAAACUGCUUCUUCUCUUGUCAAGAAUGCGAUCCAGUUGUCUGUAGAACAGCUGGUUAACGAAAUGGUUUCUGAGGAUAAUAAAGUAAAUGCUGUUCUGCAGUGACUUUCUCUCCAGAGCCUGGGAGAGGGGGAAACAAGGCUUCAACAUGAACUGUUUUAUAUAUAUUGUGGCACUUCUUAUUUGGUAAUAAACUAGAGGUUUCUCAUCUUUGGAAUUUAAAGGUAUACUUGCAGACCAGAAGUGCUGAAGAAUAUAUCAAGUUUAUAAAACUCCCUUUAUCAUGGGAAUGCAGUCACUUCGUUUGGAGGCUUAGCACAGUGCAGUGCAGAGACUGAUCUACAGGGAGUUGCUAACAUGCAUAUGCAGAGGCUCUGGAGAAGGAAGGUGUGUUUAUUUAGCACUUUUUGGUAUGCCAUAUGCUCGUUACUGUCCCCCAAUGUCACAAAAUCUGGUUUCUUUUUGAUAGUUCAACCUUGUGUAUAGGUUAACAUUGCAUUCAGCUUUUUUAAAAAAACAUUGUUACAGUGCACUUUUACUUUGUCUAAAAUGGUGAAUAAGGUGAGCUGUUUUGUGAACAUGUGAUUUAUAGUUGGUACACUCCUCAGCAGUGGUCUUACCUCAAUUGUGUUUUCCUAAUUUCAGCAGUGUGCAGAACAUGCAUACUGACAUGAAACAAGACUGGCUUCCAGUCUUGCUCAAGGCCCUCACCAAAACCACUUACAAGUUCCCCUUCCUCUACCUUCCUCCUGCCAAGCAGAACUGUGAAUAUCUGGUACUGCGUGGGCUUAUCCACUGAAAGGGUAGGAAAGACAAACACAAACAAAAUAAAAUAUGGGAAGCAUCAGUUUGCAUGUAGGGGAACGCAAACUUCCCAGUGACACAGGAUACCUUGCAGAAUUACUUCUCAAGGUCCCAGAAAAUCAGGAUGUUCUAAUGAAAUAGCAUGUAUUCUUGGCAAACAUGAGCCAUCUAUACCGCUUAAUAAGAAUUGAAAUUGAUACUAAAGUACGUAUCUUCCACAUCAGUAUUUUUUUUUCCAUUGUAUCUGUGUGUGAAGACAAGAAAAAAGCAUUCUGGACACACAUGGAAAAUUAACUUUUUCAUCACAAUUUUCAGUCCAGCCAAUACUUCACAACUAUUAGAAGGGCUUUUCUGCACUUCUGUGGAAUUUUUGGAGGAGGUGUACCCGAUGCCAUCAGUGAUUUCCAUACUUUUUUUGAAAAAAUGAUUCAAUAUGUAUGUCUGUGAAAUGGCCACCAUACUGUAACAUACGGCCCAGCUUCACAGGUCAGGGUGCGCAUUGCACAGUCCCCUUGUCUAAGUGACAGUAUUCCUACCUGAAACUGAUAAAGUAAUGGAAGUACAGAAACAAACAGAAGACUUUGAGUUGUCUUAUAUUAUUAUAUUCUUAUAUUGCUUAUGGUGUGUGUGUGUGUGUGUGUGUGUAUGCUGAUUUUUCCUAUAAUUUCAAUUUUUCCCUAUAAAUACAUGUUGUGAUCUCUGACAGAAGAAACUAAUCUGGCUUUAGAAUUUAACCAAAUAAUGGAUAUUAUCUUGCUGAAGUGCGAAGAGAAUAUUUUCUCCAGACUUGCCUGUCGUCAUGCCUACUAUGGGUGGGUGGCACUCUUCAAUGUAAUAUGAUAAAAAGUGGGUCUUUUUAAACACACAACCCCCAAAAUCUAUUUCUUUUAAUUGUAUACCUUUUAGAUACUACAACAAAGAUCAUUGCUAAGUCAUCUUUAAAAAAAAAAAAAAAACCUCUUUAAUUCACUGUAUGUGGUGCUAAUGGACUUAGCUAGCAACAAGCAAAUGUCAUACUUAAAAAUUAACAAUUUUUAAAGCCUGACUAAGGUUGGUGCAUUUUAUGGUAUUUUGAAGAAUCCCAUAUUUAUUUACUAUAAGGUUGACUCUAAGCCAAUAUAUGUGCAUUGAUGCUAUUAGUAAUCUCUUAUGAAUGAACAAACACUACAACACUCUCCAGUUAUAAGUAUUUUGGAAAGUUUAGGAAUAUCUUUGGGAUUUUGAAAAAUCAGAACUGGUAAAUAUGUGACUUUUCUGGUUAACAGAGUAACAUUUUCAUCUAAAUAGUCUUAGAUUUAUUGUUUUUUCCUCCACUGCUGUUUGAUGAUAUAUUUUUAAUUAGAAUGCAGUAUUGAUUUGUCAUUUCUCCUCAGCCUUUUUAGUUUGUUUGUUUCUUUUGUUGUUGUUUUUUGUUUGUUUUCAAGGUAGGGUCUCACUCUGGCCUAGGCUGCCCUGGAAUUCACUCUGUAGUCUCAGGGUGCCCUUGAACUCACA